AUGGCUGGAGAGAAGAACAACCUGUUGUCGCCGACGCUUCAUCCGCAACCUCGUUCAGCAGUUCCGUCACACCUACUGAACGGUUCCUCACCUCUGCGGAACACUUCUACCACGACUCGAGCUCAGGAAAGAGACAGACUAGCAUCGAGCAUACAAAGCACAUACAACCGCAGAACUUCAAUAGAUCCUGCAGAGCUGUCAGUCAGCCGCUUAAACUUGGACGGAGAGAACAGCAGAAGCUGGGUAGGUAUGCCAGGAAAGACUGCGCCCGAGCACGCGAUAUCGGAGACUGCACCAGACGAGGAGACACAGACAGGGCCCUCAAAGCCUGUACUACAGCAAGAGCCUAUGAGCGACGCUCGCGAUCAUGCACCUCCCACACCUCCAGUCUCGGCCUCUCGACCAGCAAGCCCUUACACUCUCAACCCCCCGAUCGACUUUGACGGUCUUUCCUGGCCAUGUCCAGGUACUAGAGCACGACUGGAGCAGUCACCUGAACAAGCACAAGAAAGAUUAGACAAGCUAGCAGGCGCAGUAAGGACCAUCUUCGAAUGUAUAGGCGAAGACCCAGAUCGAGAAGGUCUACAGCAGACACCAGAACGAUAUGCGAAAGCACUCAUGUUCUUCACGAAAGGCUACGAAGAAAACGUGCGAGACCUCGUUAAUGGCGCCGUCUUCCAGGAAGAUCAUGACGAGCUAGUCAUAGUGAGAGACAUUGAGGUGUUCUCAUUAUGCGAGCACCACAUGGUACCAUUCAUUGGGAAAAUGCAUAUUGGAUACAUCCCAAACAGAAGGGUACUGGGAUUAAGUAAGCUUGCACGUCUUGCGGAGAUGUUUUCAAGAAGACUGCAGGUACAGGAACGCCUAACGAAGCAAGUCGCGCUAGCAAUCGCAGAGGUAUUGAAGCCCCAAGGAGUAGCUGUGGUCAUGGAGAGCAGUCAUUUAUGCAUGGUUAUGAGGGGAGUGCAGAAGACUGGGAGUAGCACAACGACAAGCUGCAUGUUAGGAGCUAUGAGGAGCAGUGCUAAGACUCGGGAGGAAUUCUUGAGUCUACUGAACAGGGGCAAAUGA
Lithohypha guttulata is the source of this 1071-nucleotide messenger RNA. RefSeq names its product GTP cyclohydrolase 1 (gene GCH1). Lineage: Eukaryota; Fungi; Ascomycota; Eurotiomycetes; Chaetothyriales; Trichomeriaceae. Gene Ontology annotation, cellular component: cytoplasm. The transcript has a single exon. Bases 1 to 1071 code for a protein of 356 amino acids. The record is from RefSeq and is a predicted model, not a curated record. Gene Ontology annotation, biological process: tetrahydrofolate biosynthetic process; tetrahydrobiopterin biosynthetic process. Gene Ontology annotation, molecular function: GTP cyclohydrolase I activity; GTP binding; zinc ion binding.